Messenger RNA from Aegilops tauschii subsp. strangulata, 3630 nucleotides. The record is from RefSeq and is a predicted model, not a curated record. Lineage: Eukaryota; Viridiplantae; Streptophyta; Magnoliopsida; Poales; Poaceae.
AUGGGCAUGGUGGAUAAUAAGCAAAAUGUCAAGGUAAAGGAAGAGGAUGAGGAAGAUAUGAAUACAAAAGUGAAAAGGAAGCAAAAUAAAGACGAAGGUGAUAAUAAAACAAAGGAGAAGCAAAAGUCCUCGAAGAGGGAGAUGGCUAAGUACAAGGAGAAGAAAGAGAAGAAAUCAAGAGUUGUCGAUAAGAAAGAUGAUAAGGAGAAGGAGAGGGAGGAUCAGAGGAAAUUAAAGGGAAAUGAGAAGAAUGUGAAGUCACAUAAGGAAAGAAAGGGAAGAUCGGGAGAAGUACCAGCCAUUAGUAAUGGACCAAUCAUGGUAUGUCAUAAGAAACAGUAUAACACUAUGGGCAUGGUGGAUAAUAAGCAAAAUGUCAAGGUAAAGGAAGAGGAUGAGGAAGAUAUGAAUACAAAAGUGAAAAGGAAGCAAAAUAAAGACGAAGGUGAUAAUAAAACAAAGGAGAAGCAAAAGUCCUCGAAGAGGGAGAUGGCUAAGUACAAGGAGAAGAAAGAGAAGAAAUCAAGAGUUGUCGAUAAGAAAGAUGAUAAGGAGAAGGAGAGGGAGGAUCAGAGGAAAUUAAAGGGAAAUGAGAAGAAUGUGAAGUCACAUAAGGAAAGAAAGGGAAGAUCGGGAGAAGUACCAGCCAUUAGUAAUGGACCAAUCAUGGUAUGUCAUAAGAAACAGUAUAACACUAUGGGCAUGGUGGAUAAUAAGCAAAAUGUCAAGGUAAAGGAAGAGGAUGAGGAAGAUAUGAAUACAAAAGUGAAAAGGAAGCAAAAUAAAGACGAAGGUGAUAAUAAAACAAAGGAGAAGCAAAAGUCCUCGAAGAGGGAGAUGGCUAAGUACAAGGAGAAGAAAGAGAAGAAAUCAAGAGUUGUCGAUAAGAAAGAUGAUAAGGAGAAGGAGAGGGAGGAUCAGAGGAAAUUAAAGGGAAAUGAGAAGAAUGUGAAGUCACAUAAGGAAAGAAAGGGAAGAUCGCUACAAGGUGUACUCAACCACAUCAGAUGCCACUAUCCCGUCAUUUGCACCAUUGACACGACAACCAGCACCAACACCUUUACGCUCUCCUUCGUGCUUUCAUCACCGACAAGAACAUUGGUAUUAUAUGCCACUGUUACCAUUGCAAAGUAUUGUGCUAAUGUAUCAUAUAUCUCAUAUUGUAUUGCAAAGGGAGAAGUACCAGCCAUUAGUAAAGGACCAAUCAUGGUAUGUCAUAAGAAACAGUAUAACACUAUGGGCAUGGUGGAUAAUAAGCAAAAUGUCAAGGUAAAGGAAGAGGAUGAGGAAGAUAUGAAUACAAAAGUGAAAAGGAAGCAAAAUAAAGACGAAGGUGAUAAGAAAACAAAGGAGAAGCAAAAGUCCUCGAAGAGGGAGAUGGCUAAGUACAAGGAGAAGAAAGAGAAGAAAUCAAGAGUUGUUGAUAAGAAAGAUGAUAAGGAGAAGGAGAGGGAGGAUCGGAGGAAAUUAAAGGGAAAUGAGAAGAAUGUGAAGUCACAUAAGGAAAGAAAGGAGGAGAAUGAGAAUGAGAAAGAAGAGCAGGAGCAAAAAAGAAACAAAGCAAAGAAGAAGAAAGAGAGAAUGAGGGGUAAUGACAAGGAUAAUGAGAAGGAGAAGGAGGAUCAGAGGAAAAUGAAAGAAAAUGAGAAGAAGAUGAGGGCACAUAAGGAAAGAGAGGAGAAGAAGGAGAAUGAUAAAGAGGAGGAGUUGAAGGAGCAGAAUGACACAAAAAAUUGCCCACAAUUCUUUAGGUCCCUAAUGACCAGUUCAUCUAUGGAACAAGAGACAAUUCCCGAAGACUGCCACAAAUACUUGGAAGAGUGUACAGGAACAGUUUCACUGAGAGGUCCAAGCGGAAAUUUAUGGCCCGUAGAGCUGGCUAAAAUCUCCGGGGAGCUAUGCUUUGCACGUGGAUGGAAGGAGUUCCUCUGCGACCAUUGCAUCGUGUAUGGCUACCUGCUGGUUUUCCGUUACGAUGGGAACUCACAGUUCUCAGUCACGGUAUUCUCGCCAUCAUCCUGCGAGGCACCGUAUGCGUUUCUAGCCCAGCCGCAGCGCAUGGGCGCCACCGCUGUGGCAGCAAAUGAUGAGAAUGGGCACACGGGCACCAAUGCAGAUGGUACUGCCCCGCAAGAAGAAGACUCUCACAUUGGCACAGCUGCAGAUGGUACUCCACAAAAUGAAGGAGAAGAAGAAGAAGAUGCUUCAGAAGAAUAUGAAGGGAGCGACAACAUGAGUGUCGAUGCUGACGGCGCUGGUCCACAAAAGGAAGAAGAAGACGCAUUAUCAGAGAAUCCGGAUAAUGAGGAAGAAAGUGAAUGGCGCAGCGCACCAUUGCAGCAACAGAAGGAGGAUCAAGACAAGAUCGACAAUGGUUUUGUGGUCGGGAAGAGGACUAGGUUCAGGAAGGUUGAUGAUAUCAUGACAGAAGUGGUCCGAUCCAAGAAGUCCAAGGCUAAGGAAGGGAAAAGACAUGAAGCUCAAUCUAGUGAUUCGAAGUCUGAAGGAGAAGCAUUAGAAUUGGGGCUUCGUCCACCCAGGAAGUCCAAGGCUACUGAGGAGAAAAGGCCUGAAGCUCCAUCAGAAUUGGUCCGUCGUUCACCCAAGAAGUCCAAGGCCGAGGGGAAAAGGUCUACUGCUUUAGCUUCUAAAGGAGCAGCAUCAAGUGACAGUUUGAAAGAAUCAAAGCGUCGUCCACCCAGGAAGCCCAAGGCUGCGAAGGGGAAAAGGCCUCGAGCUCCAUGUGGCCAUUCGGAGUCUGAGGGUGCAGCAUCAGGUGACAGUUUGGCAGAAUUGGUCCGUCGUCCACCCAAGAAGUCCAGGACUGAGGGGAAAGGGUCUGCUGCUUCAUCAGCUUCUAAAGGAAUGACAUCAAGUCACAGUUUGGCAGUUCAUACAGGUGUAUUCGCGCCAGAAUCUGUAUGCAAGGACUUAACCAAAUUACACAAAUCUUUUGGUAAAAAACAUAGCAUGAAGGCUCAGUUCCCGAUGUUCAAUAAGAGCAAUAGUGAAAACCAACCUGGUAGAGUUAUCGUCAAGGUUCAGAGAAGGCCGGAAUUAGAGUCGCAGAGACGUCCAAUAACCCAAAGGGACAAGGAAUAUGCUAUGGAGAGGGCACGGAGGUUCCAAUCCAAGAGGCCCUUCGUGAUCAAGGAAAUAAAGCACACAGAUGUCUAUGUGUCGUACUUCAUGAUCAUUCCAGACAUGUUCGUUGAAAAUUUCCUCCUGAAGGAAAGCAGGAAGAUGACGCUGUGGGACCCACAGGCGAAGCCGUGGAAGGUGUGGUACGAGUACACCGGCGGAGAGUGUCCCCGUGCGGCGUUCAGCGCCGGGUGGGGCGCGCUCGCCAUGGAGAACUACCUGGAGAACAGGGACUUGUGUGUGUUCGAGCUCCUGGACGAUGACUACAACAUCAAGCUGCACGUCUAUAGGGCCGUGCUGGAUAUCACCCCCUUCGCCCUGGCCCCAAAACAUCGUCAACAGGGUUGUGCAUAGCCCUUUGUUUUUGUUCUAGUAUAUCGUUGAUGAUGGAGGUGUAUGUUGGUGACUAUUUUGUUGAAUUAUUAUCAGAUCAUAUUACUUGGUGAAUCGUGUUUUUGGCUGUUUUAUUGAAUAUGGGCAUUCAUUGCU